AUGAGAGGGCCCGAGCCGGGUCCCGAACCCACGAUGGAAGGGGACGUUCUGGACACACUAGAGGCGCUGGGGUAUAAGGGACCACUGUUAGAAGAGCAAGCCCUUACCAAGGCAGCUGAGGGUGGACUAUCUUCACCUGAGUUUUCAGACCUCUGUGUUUGGUUAGGCUCUCAAAUAAAAUCACUAUGCAACUUGGAAGAAAGUAUCACUUCAGCUGGGAGAGAUGAUCUAGAAAGCUUCCAGCUUGAGAUAAGUGGUUUUUUAAAAGAAAUGGCAUGUCCAUAUUCUGUACUCAUAUCAGGAGAUAUUAAAGAGCGUCUAAAAAAGAAGGAUGACUGCUUGAAACUUCUAUUAUUUUUAAGUACAGAACUUCAAGCUUUACAGAUAUUACAAAACAAGAAACGUAAAAAUUCUCAAUUAGAUAAAAACAGUGAAAUUUAUCAGGAAGUUCAAGCUAUCUGUGAUACCCUUGGUGUUCCCAACUCAGCGACUUCUGACAUUCCACUUAUGUUAAACCAAGUGGAGUCAAAGGUGAAAGAUAUUCUCUCAAAAGUCCAGAAAAAUCAUGUGGGAAAACCACUGUUGAAAAUGGAUUUAAAUCUGGAACAAACAGAACAACUGGAAAAAAUCAAUGAUGCUCUUUCCUGUGAAUAUGAGUGCCGUCGGCGGAUGUUGAUGAAGCGAUUGGAUGUAACAGUGCAGUCCUUUGGAUGGUCUGAUAGAGCAAAGGUGAAAACAGAUGACAUAGCCAGAAUUUAUCAGCCUAAGCGUUAUGCUUUGUCACCCAAGACAACGAUUACAUUGGCACAUUUACUUGCUGCUCGUGAGGAUCUUUCCAAGAUCAUUAGGACAAGCAGUGGCUCUAGUCGGGAGAAGACGGCAUGCGCCAUUAAUAAGGUGCUGAUGGGAAGGGUGCCUGACAGGGGAGGCCGGCCGAAUGAAAUCGAACCACCACCCCCUGAAAUGCCACCUUGGCAAAAGAGACAAGAAGGCGGCGGAAGGGGUGGUUGGGGUGGAGGUGGGGGUAGAGGAGGUGGUGGGGGUGGAAGAGGUGGCUGGGGAGGUGGUGGGGGAGGGGGUGGAGGGUGGGGAGGAGGUGGGGGAGGCGGUGGUAGAGGAGGCAGGGGAGAUUAUGGGGGGAGAGGAGACUAUGGGGGGAGAGGGGGCUAUGGGGGGAGAGGAGGCUAUGGUGGAAGAGGUUAUGGAGAUCCAUAUGGAGGAGGAGGUGGUGGUGGAUAUAGAAGAUACUGA
This is a messenger RNA of Pipistrellus nathusii (Nathusius's pipistrelle), 1251 nucleotides long. The record is from the annotation of a GenBank genome assembly. Lineage: Eukaryota; Metazoa; Chordata; Mammalia; Chiroptera; Vespertilionidae.